Messenger RNA from Postia placenta MAD-698-R-SB12, 3041 nucleotides. RefSeq lists its product as hypothetical. The record is from RefSeq and is a predicted model, not a curated record. Gene Ontology annotation, biological process: transmembrane transport. The coding region runs from base 1 to 2613 and encodes 870 amino acids. Gene Ontology annotation, molecular function: transmembrane transporter activity. NCBI's taxonomy places the organism in Eukaryota, Fungi, Basidiomycota, Agaricomycetes, Polyporales, Adustoporiaceae. The transcript has 11 exons.
AUGGACUCUGGCAGUCCCCCACGAAUCCCCUCGCCCACGCAAGACAAUCGCCCGCCAGGGGGAACUCGUCGAUCCGGAGGCACAAAGACACCACGCAAGGUGCAGUGGCACGACGAGCGAGAUGCAUCGACGGAGUCGACGGAGUCACCGAGGGCGUUGGACGAGCACGGGCUUGAUCCUUCCGCGUUCGAGACCUUGACCGAUGCACUAGAGCGGCACCAGUCCUCAUCACCCGCGAGCCUUCCGCGGCUGGAGACGGUCCUGACGCGCGAGUCGACCUCGACCUCAUCCGAGUCCGCGCCUCAGUCCGAGUAUCCAUCACCGUCGCACGACGUCCCCGGGGAGGCAUUCAUCGACCCGAGCGAGACGGCGGGGCUGCCGGGUGCAGGGACGGAAAGGCACUCGCAGCGGCGCAAGGCGAAGUGGCGGCUGCCGGGCUCUGCGACUACUGACACAGAGUCGGAUGUGGAGAAGAGCGCGGAUAGCCCGCAAACGCCGCUCGGUCCCCCGAGGCAUACUGGCGUGCUCUCGGCUUUGCUGUCGCUGUACGAUGCGAACGACGCGGCCUCGGCGACAGUGGGCACACCCUCGAUUCGGUCGUCAUUUGACGAGUCACGGCCAUCGUCCGGGUUUUUCCCGCCCUCACGUACCAUUACUCAAGACAGCAUGCGCUCAGAGCCCGGUCGGCGCUCGCAAUCGCCAUCGCGUGAGCGGACACCUCGCUGGGCAGGUUCAGCGAAUGCCUCAGUGGCGUCCCUCACAAACCUGCGGCUGCCGAAGCCAUGGGGUGAAUCGAGACCUCCGCACACCCGGAACGGUGCGGGCGUGUUUGGCCCGCUCAUCGCAAGCACCGGAAACAUCGCUGGGGCCGCUGCGCCGAACAACGCAGCCCUCGCGCCUAGCAUUAAGCGGCCGGGGUACCAUCUUUCACGGUACUCCUUGGAGAGCAAGAUGCCGAAGGUCGAGAAGUCUUCGCCCACGCUCAGCCGGCCACGGAGCAUGCAUUUUGAGAUUGACCCGAAAAGCGCACCGGAGCACCCGUCGCACCUCAGGACGGCGUCGAUGCCAUUCAACAUCGAGGGCGAGUCGCCGUCGUCGAUGAGGAGCCGCACGAAGUGGACGGGCGUCCUGCAAAACCUGCCGAAGCGUGGCUGGAGCCGCGCAGGCACGCCGAGCACGCCAGGGACUCCAGCGACGAGCGACGAGGAGGCCAAGGACAAAGAGGACAAGGCGAGGCGCGAGAAACGACGGCGCAAAAAGGCCGAGGUUUAUAUCACCCGUCAUGUUGCGGAGAUCGUGCAGCGGCAAGAGUUCAUCCUGAAGCUUGCACGCGCGAUGAUGAUGUUCGGAGGCCCGACGCACCGGCUACAGGCACAGAUCCAGAGCACGGCCAAGGUGCUCGAUAUCUCGCUCAGCUGCAUGUACCUGCCGGAUGUGAUGCUCAUUUCGUUCGAUGACACGGCCACGAGCACGAGCAACAUCAAGUUCAUUCGGCAAGGGAGCGCCCUCGAUAUCGGCAAGCUGCAAGAUGCGUAUGCGCUGUACUGGAAGGUUAUUCACGAUGACAUAUCCGUCAAGGAUGCGUCUAUAGACCUCGAUGAUCUCAUGCGCAAGCCGCAGCUGUACAAGUUCUGGCAGCUCAUCUUGAUUGGUGGAUUCUGUUCGGCCUCCAUUUGCAGUGUCUCAUUCAAUGGCUCCUUCAUCGACUCCCUCAUCUCCUUCCCCCUCGGUUGCCUUCUCAUCGUCAUCCAGGUCUUUGCGGCUCGUAACGAACUCUACUCUAACGUCUUCGAGAUCACUGUUACAUUGCUUUUCAGUUUCAUCGCCGCUGCGCUCGCUGAUUCUGGCAUCUUCUGUUACACGGCGAUCGGUGCUGCGUCCAUCGUGCUCAUCCUACCCGGUUUCAUCAUCCUCUGUGGUAGCUUGGAGCUGGCAUCUCGCAACAUUGUCUCAGGAGCCGUUCGCGUCUGCUUCUCGAUCAUUUAUUCCUUGUUCCUCGGGUUUGGUCUGUCGAUUGGUGCUACAGCCUAUUCGAAAAUCACGCAUCACCCGUUGGCCGGGGCAAAUGACUUGACGUGUAACAACAGUCAUGAUCCCAACGGUCCUUGGUACCAGCAGACGCCGUCGUUGUGGUGGGCUUUCUUAACAGUACCGUUGUACUCGUUGUCCCUGAGUCUCCGGAACCAAGCUCCAACCAAUCGCUACGAGACGCUCUUACUCGUUAUUAUCUCCUGCGUUGGCUGGGUCUGCAACCACUUCACGGGCACCAAGUUCCCCAAUCAAAGCGACAUUUCCGCAGCUGUAGGCGGUUUGGCUGUUGGGUUUAUUUCCAACCUGUACGGCCGAUUCUUCCGCAAUGGAAACGCAUUUGCCGUCAUGAUCACUGGUAUUCUCUUCCAACUGCCAUCAGGUCUCGCGAACGGUGGCCUCUUCUCGUUCGUGUCGGAUGAAACAGCCGGCUCGUCGUCCACGGAAUCCUACCUCUCCGGGUUUGAUACUGCCCUGCAGCUCGUGUCAGUCUCGAUCGGGUUGACUGUGGGCCUUGGUAUCUCGCUCGUGAUGGUACACCCAGUCCAGUCACGUCGGAGGGCUGGAGGGGUCUUCAGUCUCUAGCCACAUCUCUGUCUCCGCUACGCCUUCUCUCUUCGGACGACUGCUUACCAGCCCCUACGUUCUCAUGUCUCGUACCCCCGUUAUCUCGCAUCGGUCUGGACUGCAAUCGGUCCGGUUCACGCUCAUCCCUCACCAUCCACCGGCCUACACCGCAUACCAACCUAGUAUACCGUCCCCUCCUUAUUUGCAACAUAACACAUACUUAGAACACUCCGCUUCAUCGUCGAUAGAUUUAGAGGCUCCUGCGUCAUAGUGGACUUGGACAUCUUUACAUGCCUUUAGAAUAGCGCACUCGUUCGCGUAUCGUGCGAUAUGCCUCCCCGGUCUCCUGCAUUUGUGUACCAAAAGUGAUGCUGCUACGAUGGCGGGAGCAUGUCCCGACUUGUUGGUGUACUACUGUUGUAUGAAUCCAUGCUUAUUUUAGACUA